AUGUAUGGACUGAUGGACCAGUGGGACAAGUACCUGGAGGAUUUCUCCAACUCGGGGGCCUGGCUGCCUCACAGCGGGCCCUAUGUGGACCUGGUCAAGGCUGGAGGCAGCACUGGGCUGUUGAUGGACUUGACCGCCAACGAGAAGGCCAUGCAUGCCCAUGCCGACAUCUUCAAUGACUUUGAGGAUCUCUUUGAAGAUGACAAUGUCCAGUGA
This is a messenger RNA of Echinops telfairi (small Madagascar hedgehog), 216 nucleotides long. It is a transcript of the gene MKRN2OS, whose product is annotated as MKRN2 opposite strand. The record is from RefSeq and is a predicted model, not a curated record. Lineage: Eukaryota; Metazoa; Chordata; Mammalia; Afrosoricida; Tenrecidae. Gene Ontology annotation, biological process: negative regulation of protein neddylation. The transcript is spliced from 2 exons. The coding region runs from base 1 to 216 and encodes 71 amino acids.